AUGGCGACUUCUUCAUCGGGAAAGAACCAUUUGGAUGAGACUGUGGAUGAGAAUGUAGACGAGAAAGGAGUAUCGCAACGAGUAGGGAGUGGGCGGAAAGCCGCUGCCUCAUUGCAUCUGUUCAUGGCCGCACAAUCUUCAGGAACGACACCGAACCAGACAGAGCAUCUAACAAACCCGAAGCGCCAGGAUUCAAGUCCAUCUUCAAUGGAUUCUAUGCAUCAAGCUUACUUGUGUCGGAGUCCAGCAACAGCUAUGACAGCAUCGCCCUCACCAUCGCAACCGCUCAGGCCUCAAAGCUUGUUACAGCGUUCCAUGUCAUCGUGGAAUGAGUCGACUCCGCCUUCCUCACAACCACAUGAUGUUUUGACGAACUCCACGAUGUAUGACGAUGAUGGCGAUAAGGCGCAAGGUGCAAGCUGGAUCGAUACAAGCUCAGAUGAGUCUUCUGAGGAAAGCGAUACAGCCAGUGAGCAGGAGACUGACGUGGAAAAGGCCUCUGCAGCAGAGCCACCAAGGCAAAUGGAUGGGUAUGGAAGCUACACGAAUCCACUUACUAUUCCGUCCCCGCACUUCAGUGCAAAUUCAGAUGUACGAACGCCGCAUACAGCCCGCCUGCAUCAGCACCACCAUGUCCAAGACUCAACAGAGCCGCCACCAAGUGUCGUACAAUUGCAGCCAUUUAAUCAUCAGGUUGGUGGCCACAGUCAUAUUUUUCAAUUCUCGCGGCGUGCUGUGUGCAAACCACUCACUUCGCGUGAGAACCAAUUCUACGAAGCGUUGGAGCGUGAUCACCCAGACAUGCUGGCGUUUGUGCCGCAGUAUCUGGGUGUAUUGAAUGUAACAUACCGACACGUACACCGUGAGCCUGUGAUGCAUUCUGCUGACAAGGCGAGCAAUCAGGUGUCUAUGACCACAAGUGCACCGGAGCCAAGGCGCCGCAUUUUCCACGGCCAAGACGAGGAUGAAAAUGAGGUGCCAGAAGUGGCUAUCGAUCGAAACCAGCACAUAAUGCCAGACUGGCUUGUGAGGCGGUCACUGCGUGGAAAUGAAGAGUUUGAUGCCGCUGGUAAUGCGGUUUCAAGUGAGAAUACGAUCUUGGGAAAGGGUUGCACAUCGGUGAAUCGGCGCUUGCAGGAACAAGUGAUCCGCGAAGUGUUCCGUCAACGCAAGCCACGGCACCGCAACAAGCGGUCAGUAAGUGGGCAUGCAGGUCCAGGUGAUCGACUGGCUAGGUCUUGGGACCAGAAGAAACAGGGCAGUAGUAUGACUGCAUUUUCGAGUUUGGAUUACACUGAUAGCACAUGGAAUCAAAGCCGGCCGCGGAGUCAUGAAGAUUGCGCAAUGUCAAGUGUGGGAAUGAGAAUGAAUGUGGAACCAGAGGUGCCUCUGGAAACAGGGCCUGACAGCACGGGAACAGGAGACAGAGCGGAAGUUGGAGCGACCCCGCGGCCUGUUUCAAGAGCACGUCCGUCGCCUACAACAGCGUCGCCCGUAAAGUCAAGCGCACGGCAAGAGCAAUUCAUUCUCCUAGAAGAUUUAACGGGAGGACUCAAGGCCCCAUGUGUCCUGGAUCUGAAAAUGGGCACUCGACAGUACGGUCUGGACUCGACAGAUGCGAAGAAAAAGAGCCAGACAAACAAGUGCAUCAAGACAACCAGUCGGACACAUGGUGUGCGGAUCUGCGGUAUGCAGAUGUAUGAUGCGCGCCAGGACAAGUUUGUCUUUCAGGACAAAUACUAUGGCCGCAACGUGAAACCAGAUGAGUUUACAUCGGUGCUCGAGACAUUCUUUCACAAUGGUUAUCAAGUGCUUAUUCACCAUAUACCAGUGCUCGUUGAGAAGCUCUACUGCCUGGCUCAGCAUGCAUGUAAGCUCGCGGGCUACCGCUUCUAUGCUAGCAGCCUGCUUCUGAUUUAUGACGGCGAUGUCCGUCGGCAGCGGGCACUUUUGCAAGGCUUUGAGGCUGACGUUUUGGGUGAUUCGCGUCAUCAACGUGGCCAAUAUGAUGGGCGCCGACGCCCAUACUCCCCCAGAUUCGUGCGUUGA
Malassezia globosa CBS 7966 is the source of this 2049-nucleotide messenger RNA. RefSeq lists its product as uncharacterized. Gene Ontology annotation, cellular component: nucleus; cytoplasm. The record is from RefSeq and is a predicted model, not a curated record. NCBI's taxonomy places the organism in Eukaryota, Fungi, Basidiomycota, Malasseziomycetes, Malasseziales, Malasseziaceae. Gene Ontology annotation, biological process: inositol phosphate biosynthetic process; phosphatidylinositol phosphate biosynthetic process. The coding region runs from base 1 to 2049 and encodes 682 amino acids. Gene Ontology annotation, molecular function: inositol hexakisphosphate kinase activity. The transcript has a single exon.